Molecule: messenger RNA, 919 nt
Organism: Labeo rohita (rohu)
Lineage: Eukaryota; Metazoa; Chordata; Actinopteri; Cypriniformes; Cyprinidae
Gene: mgst3a
Product: microsomal glutathione S-transferase 3a
Exons: 7
Coding region: 305-766 (153 amino acids)
Cellular component (GO): endoplasmic reticulum; membrane; nuclear envelope
Molecular function (GO): glutathione peroxidase activity; glutathione transferase activity
Source: RefSeq, a predicted model, not a curated record
GUAUAAAUCUUUCGCCUUUUACUAAAGAUUUCCGUGGAGAGGAAUACUAUGAGUAUAAACUAAUUUUUUGAUGCCCUGCUUAAUUGCGGGGUGUGUAGAUGUGUUUAAAUGACAGAUAUAUAGGUGUUUUGAUUAAUAGAACGUUUGAACCCUGUAGUGUUUAUAAAGUAAGCAGACAACCAGUGAGGAUGAGGCUUGCGGAGUUUGACCCUUUACCUAUAAGCGUCACCUUUACUACAUGAUCUUUGUCCUUCGGCCUCCGCCCUCCAGAUAACCAGCACAGAAGCACAGCACAGUUUUGAAGAUGGUGGUUUUGUCUAAAGAGUACGGCUAUGUGGCUCUGACCGGAGCGGCAUCAUCUCUCCUGAUGUUUUAUCUGUCUUAUAAUGUGGUGAAGGCUCGGAUUAAAUACAAUGUCCCGUAUCCGACAAUGUACAGUGAUGAUCCAGAGACUGGUCGCCAUUUCAACUGUAUCCAACGAGCGCAUCAGAACACAAUUGAACUCUUGUCGCCAUUCCUGUUUCAUUUAUCUGUGGGAGGGAUUCAGCACCCACGUCUGGCCAGCGCGUUGGGAAUGAUCUGGAUUUUCAGUCGGGUGCUGUACGCUCAGGGAUACUCUACUGGAAAGCCCAAGAAGCGCCACCGAGGGACGUUCGGUAUGGUUGCUUUGCUGGGUCUGUUUCUGUGCACGGUGAACACUGGGAGGACGCUGCUCGGAUGGGACAAUGGGUUGACAUGGGUCAAAUGGCCCAGAUGUUUUAAAUAGUAAAAACUGCAUUUACAUUUCAGUUCCAUUUUAAUUCUACAUUUUGUAAAAUGACUUUAAAAAACACUAAUUUUCUCUGUUGUGAAAACCAGCCUCGCUACACACUGUAAUUUGCUGUGUGUACAUUUGAACUUGAAAUAAACUGUACAAAAG